Molecule: messenger RNA, 2126 nt
Organism: Haliotis rufescens (red abalone)
Lineage: Eukaryota; Metazoa; Mollusca; Gastropoda; Lepetellida; Haliotidae
Product: uracil-DNA glycosylase-like
Exons: 8
Coding region: 26-1036 (336 amino acids)
Biological process (GO): base-excision repair; base-excision repair, AP site formation via deaminated base removal
Cellular component (GO): nucleus; mitochondrion
Molecular function (GO): uracil DNA N-glycosylase activity
Source: RefSeq, a predicted model, not a curated record
GUUGACAUAUGGCGGGAAAUAGCACAUGCAGUACCUGCGUAGAUUCGGAAGUGAAUCGACCUUCCGUGUUUAUAGUUGCUGGCCACUUGACAGUGCAUUUAACCUACAGAUCAGCGGCAUGAUAGGUCAAGCGAAGAUCUCAUCCUUUUUCAGCCCGAAGAACGCUAAGAGGUCAGCAGACACUGCCAUAGACCAGAACACCCCCCCAAAGAAGAAUAAACCAGACAGCAUUCCAGCUGGUAAGGAAGAGGUCUCACCAAGCUCACAGACUUUGUCUCCAGAUCAACACAAGAAAAUAGAAGAAAACCGGAUAACGGCGCUAGCCAAAAUCCAUGCCAAGAAAACCUCAGGUCUUGUUGUCAAUGUUGGGAAAACAUGGCUGAAGGCUUUGGAGCCUGAAUUUUCUAAGACCUACUUUCUUGAGCUGAGUGAGUUUGUUCAGAAAGAGCGAAGCAAGUCUACCAUCUAUCCGCCGGUAGAUCAGGUGUUUAGCUGGACCCAAACCUCGGACAUUGAUCAAGUGAAGGUCGUGAUACUAGGACAGGACCCGUACCAUGGACCCAAGCAGGCACAUGGCCUGUGUUUUAGUGUACAACAAGGGGUCCAACCUCCACCCAGCCUGGUGAACAUGUACAAGGAGCUCGCGAAGGACAUCGAUGGUUUUGAGCAGCCGGGCCACGGCACCCUCAAUGGCUGGGCCAGACAAGGUGUGCUGCUCCUCAAUGCCUGUCUGACCGUGCGCGCCCACAACGCCAACUCCCACGCCGGCAAGGGCUGGGAGAAGUUCACUGACGCUGUCAUCUCCUGGCUCAACAAAAAUGGGGAGGGGAUCGUCUUCAUGCUGUGGGGAGCCUACGCCCAGAAGAAGGGGGCCUGCAUUGACAAGAAACGGCAUCAUAUCCUAAAGGCUGUCCAUCCAUCCCCACUUUCUGCGCACAGGGGGUUCUUCGGAUGCAAGCACUUCUCCCAGUGUAACUCGCUGCUGAAACAGCAGGGCAAGACACCCAUUGACUGGGGGAGGCUCCCCAGGGUGUAGAGAAGUCCAAAGAACGAGGAACAUGCAAACGAAUCAGUUUUACUUCAUUAUUAUCAAAUACAUGACUGCAGAUACUGAAAAAGACAGAGAUGUAGAUGUGUUUAUUUCAAAAUUGUUUGCACAGAAAAAGUGUCAGUUUUGUUUUAAUUUGUUUUUAUUUGUAACAAUUAAGUCUCAGUAUUCUCCGCUCACACUGCAAUGCUAUUCUGUUAUUUUGAGUAUACCACAUUGUUAUACCACAUGGUUAUACCACACAUUCUGUGUUCGCUGUAUGUAUUUGAUAGUAGAGGGACUUAUCAGGAGACUUAUUGAUGAUUUUGUUACACUUGGAACCAAACUGAAAAAUUCAAUUCAAUCAUAUUUUAAGUAACUGUUUGAAUGUUUUUGACCGAGGAGCCUUGAGUUGGGCAUAUUUGAUAGGAAGAUCCUUUUAUGAUGUUAGGGACUAACUUUCAACGAAUUCAAGAUUCAGUGCUCCACAGUCCCUUGACCUCUAUAUCGAUAUCAGCAUUCAUGGAGGAAUUUGGAAACUGUUCAAAUGGAUUUUCUGUAUUGUUUUGUUCAUGUGUAUAUGACUCUCACUGUUUUGGUCAUGUUCAGAUAUGAAAUAGAAAAUGAAAAAAUGCUAAAUUUCACAUAGCAAUGAUAGUACAAUAGUGACGUCCCUGUUGAAACAGUGUGACUGUGUUGUCCAGGACUCUCAAAAUACUCUUGCAUACAGAUCCGGGAAAGAAUAGGUCUUCAACAUCACAUGCUUUCCGUAACAUGCGACUAUGGUUGUCGUUAAAGGCGACUAACAGGAUCGAGCGGUCAGGCUUUCUGACUUGGUUGAUGCAUGUCAUCGUAUUCCAAUUGCGUUGGGCCCGUGAAGAUCCUGGGUAGAAUAGGUCUUCAGCAACCCAUGCUUGCUGUAAAUGGUGACUAUGCUUGUCGUAAGAAUGGACUAACAGAAUCGAGUGGUCCGGCUCACUGACUUGGUUGAUGCAUGUCAUCAAACCCAAUUGCGUAGAUCGAUGCUCUUGAUAUUAAUCACUGGAUUGUCUGGUCCAGACUCGAUUACUUACAGACUGCCGUCAUAUAGCUGGAAUAU